Molecule: messenger RNA, 1967 nt
Organism: Rhodofomes roseus
Lineage: Eukaryota; Fungi; Basidiomycota; Agaricomycetes; Polyporales; Fomitopsidaceae
Exons: 2
Coding region: 354-1781 (475 amino acids)
Source: RefSeq, a predicted model, not a curated record
CCAGGGUGCCCACUGACCAAGCACCCGCACGGCCGCCUACAGAGUCAUCGCUCGCUUACAGGCACAAACCCAAGACCCAUGAACAUCUCGUGUGUCGAGUCAGACGGCCGCAUACAUGUAAUGGGCCAUGCGCACUGCAAUCCGUACAGCCGAACAAUUUUGCGAACAGCGCUCGUCGCUUCAAUCGCUCAUGGCGCUCCUUGCUCCGCCGGGGGCUGCCGGUAUGUAUAUAAAAGCCUGACUGUUGAUUCUGCGUUCAGCUGACGAACAGUAAAUGUUCCCUGUUCUUGAUCUCGAGCAAAGGACGAAGGUGUACACCUCAACCAAUAUACGAUCACAACGAGACCAACCCCAUGCCUGAAACCAUCCAUUCACCCUGUGGGCUCGCCUUCGAGACCUGGGACGACAUCAUCGCCCUGCUCUCCUCCACCAAGGAUCUUGCGACCCUCGCCGCCUGCGCGCUCACCUGCCACGCAUUCCUCCCAGCCGCGCGCGCGCACCUCUUCCGUGUCGCCCGCCUUGACUCGCCCGCGCGCCUCGCCGCGCUCGAGACGCUCCUCGGGGCAUCCCCUGCGCUCGCCCGGAGCAUCCGCACGCUCGACGUGCGCGGGAAUCCGUCGUGUUGCGGCGGAAGCGAGUGUGGGGCCGAGGACGACGGUCAGCUGAAGCACUGCGUCAAGGAGGGCUGGUUGAGGUUGGCGAGCCGCCUGAAGCGCCUUGAGAGCGUGCGCCUGCAAGGGUUCGCGCUGAAGCCGCUGGUGGAGGUGCGGCAGGCGGGCAUUACGAACGUGUGGCUGAAGGACAUGCGAGGUGGCGGGGAUGACCUGAGGGCGUUCGUGCUUGGGUGCCCGCAGUUGACUUCGCUGUAUAUCGACGACACGGGCGAUGUCGAGCAGGACCCAGCAUCAGUAGCGCGUAUGCACCUGCCCUACGAUUCGCCUCCGUUCCGCAACCUCGAUACCCUCGUAUGGCACGUCCCCUCUCUCCCGCUGCUCAUGCAAUCUCGCCAGGCCGUCGACGCUCCUACGACGCUACCCCUCCUCGUCGCACACGCCCUCGAGUCCGGAUGUACGAUUCCCCUCCUCCGGCUCGCCGUCGGCCACAACCUACGGCUCAGCAACGCUACGCGGAGCGUAGCCAAGCAGCUCGUCGCGUCCGCAGGCGACACGCUCGAGAGCCUCGUCCUUCGGCUGGAGGACCUCGGCGAAGGUUGGCCGCCCGAGUACAUCCGCAACGCGCUCCUCCCCGAGCUCUCCGAAAACCACCGUCUGAAAUCUUUGCAUAUAUUGGCGGUGGGCUCGGCAUGGUUUGAGAUUCAUAACGGGCUGUCAGCGAUCACGUACGUUCUCUCGACGAUCCCUGCAGAGCAGGACGCGCUGGAAGACGUGGUGAUCCACCUGACGCCUUACGUUCCCCGGUCGCAACAAGACUGGAGUGUCGCAGCGUGGGUGCAGCUCGUGGACGAGAUAGCCGCGCUGAUGCAUGCACACCCCCGUAUGAAGUGUACGCUCUGCCUCGACUUCUCGUCUAAUUAUGGAGAGAGACCCAGGCCUGUGGACCAGCGUGGCAUCGCUGAGUACGUUGGUAAGCUUGUGGAUGCCAUUCCACACCGGAGGUCAGAGGAAGAGAGCGUGAAGUUGCCCCCGAGGAUCAGCCUGAUUUGGCAGACGCACUUCAGAGAUUGGGAAUGCGAGGGGGACACCUACCCGGAACGUAACUAUGUAGGAGAGGCAAUGGGGGCGCCAGAGUGGUACUACCGACUGCGCUAUGGCGCGCCAUAAAUUGACCGAGCUGUGCGCGGCAUGCACAUUCUACAUGCAGGAUUAGUCCGCUUGUAAGUUACCUGACUCGGAGGUCCUUCAGCCACUGGUAGGAGUACGAGAUAGGCCACUAAUAAACGUACAUAAUGAACCGUGUCCCGUAAAUGAUGUACCGUUUACAUAAAACGGACGAAUGAUUUUGCUUCC